Molecule: messenger RNA, 3588 nt
Organism: Alosa sapidissima (American shad)
Lineage: Eukaryota; Metazoa; Chordata; Actinopteri; Clupeiformes; Clupeidae
Gene: akap17a
Product: A kinase (PRKA) anchor protein 17A
Exons: 5
Coding region: 316-2442 (708 amino acids)
Source: RefSeq, a predicted model, not a curated record
CCCACCGGCUUGCUCGCGAGGAAGGAAGCGUUUUGCUAAAAUACGCUUGUAACAUUAACGUUAGUUAGCAGGUUAUCGACUAAAGUUUUUACUGUAAUAUGUGUUUGCUCUGCCUACUUGCGGACGGAAUAAUUGAGCCAUACUAAAUCCACGAAGUUAGCCUGAUGAUUAACGUUAGCUGCUAAUAUUAUGGGCGAGCGGUCUAAAGCAACGUUCUUUUAUGAAAUAGCUAACUAUGGUAGGCCGUUACGUUAGAAUAGCUCACGUCUCGAGUUGCCACUGCGGUAUGACAAAAUUUAAGUUGGGCUGUCCAAGAUGACCACCAUUGUCCACGAUACCACAGAGGCUGUUAAAUUGUCCCAGGCACACAACCUUUACUUGAAGCCCAUUGCGAAGAUGACAAUCAAUGUUGGCCUCCCUCAACUUAAGCUGCCUGGCAAGUCUAUCUCUAACUGGGAGGUGAUGGAGCGACUGAAAGCCAUGGUGCAUCCCGAUCAGUUUUCCUCCCUGCGCAUCUCCAAGAGCACCAUGGACUUCAUUCGCUUUGAGGGAGAGGUGGAGAAUAAGAUUGUGGUCAAGUCUCUCCUUACCAAACUGGAUGGCAAGAGUAUUAAGCUGAGCGGCUUUACAGACAUAUUGAAAGUCCGUGCUGCAGAAAACAAGGUAGACUUCCCCACUCGCCAUGACUGGGACUCUUUCUUCAGGGAUGCCAAGGACAUGAAUGAGACUGUGCCAGGAGAACGGCCCGACACCAUCCACCUGGAAGGGCUGCCUUGCAAGUGGUUUGCCCAGAAGGAUGCCUCGCCAGACAAGCCCUCUGAAUCCGUGCUCAAGGCGGUGUUUGAGGGAUUUGGCAAGAUUCGGAAUGUUGACAUCCCCAUGCUGGACCCUUAUAGGGAGGAGAUGACCGACAAAAACUUCAACACAUUCACUUUUGGCGGACACCUAAACUUUGAGGCCUACGUCCAGUUCCAGGAGUAUAUCGGUUUUGUGAAGGCCAUGGACACACUACGAGGGAUGAAGCUGAUGUUCAAAGGAGAAGAUGGAAAAGCUGUAGCUUGUAAUGUCAAGGUGGCAUUUGACACGACCAAGCACCUGAGUGAAUCAGCAGUGAAGCGGAGACAGCAGGAGAGACUGAAGCUGCAGGAGCUGGAGAGGCAGAGAGAGGAGCAGAAGCGCCGGGAGAAGGAGGAGGAGGAGAGACGCAAAGAGGAGGAGAGGAAGCAGCGUGAGCAGGAGGAGGAGGAGAAGGAGCGGCGUAAGGUGGAGAAGCUGCGCCGGCGGGAGCAGAAGCUGCGUGAGCGCGAGGAGAAGCGCAACCAGAAGAAGAUGAAGCGGCAGCAGGAGGAGGAGCAGCGCAAGCUGCAGCUGAAGAUCGCCACGGAGGAGCGCAAGCUGCUGCUCGCCCAGCGCAACCUGGAGUCCAUCCGGCUGGUGGCCGAGCUGCUGAGUCGGGUCAAGGUCAGAGCAUGCCUGGCUAUGCGCCCCGCACACCAGCUGACCACCAGCACCACGGCGUCUGAACAUAGCUUGCGGCAGCAGCAGCUGGAGCAGGAGCGUGAGGAGCAGGCGCAGCAGCAGAAGGCGGAGGUGGCGCGACUGCAGCAGCUGGAGGAGCGUCGGCGGCAGCAGGAGGCCGAGCUGCGGCGCGUGGAGAGCGAGAAGGCCCGCGCCCUGGAGCUGCAGCGCAAGGAGAGGGAGCUCCGCGACCGGCUGCUGGGGAACCUGCUGAAGAAGAGCACGGCCACGACCAGGCAGCCCGACCAGGAGGAGGGGGAGGAGGAGGAGGAGGAGGAGGGGGGGCUGGGGCUGGAGCUCUUUGUGAGAGACCCAGUCUUGGGAGUCCAGCUGGAGUGCCAGACUUUCCAGGCGGGGGCUCAGGUGAACGGGGUCUGCCACGGGGCAGGCAGGCCGCUGGGGGAGGGACUGAGCCGGCAGAGGAAAGGAGAGCGGGGGGACCGGGCCGAGCAGGGGGACCGGCACGCAGAGCGGAGCAGAGGGCGAGGCGGAGACGGCGACCGCGACCGCGAGCGCACGCGCAACCUCCACAGCAGCAGGAGACGCAGUAGGAGCAUGAGGAGGCGCAGCCUGGAGCGGAGCCGGGCCCCGAGGAGAGGCGGCGGCGGCGGCGGCAGCAGACGGAGCCCCGAUGGCCGAGGUAGGGACGGGGACGGCAGCGGCGGCCGGAGGAGGCGCAGCAGGAGGAGAAGCGAGAGCCGGCACCGGCGCAGCCACAGCAGGAGUCGCGGCCGCCGGAGCAGGCGGAGCUGGAGCAGUAGUGGGCGGAGCAGCAGGAGCAGCAGCGGCGGCACGAGCAGGAGCCGCGGCACACGCCGCCGCCGGGGGAGGAGCCUCAGCAGAAGCUCCUCCUCCAGCCGCGAGAGGCGGGACCACAGACAUCACAGUCGCAGUUCGGACAGAAACCACUCAAGACGUCGCUAAGCAAAAGUGCUGUCACUGAUAGCAUGUCAGAAUAGGAAGAGUAUAUUAGCUUUGGUUGUGAGAACCGAAAUAAUGCUCAAAAUAAAACUUGACUUUUGAUUGUAAUAGAAAUGGUGGCAUAUUUGGUUAAAUGUCCACUGUCUGUGCACUACUAUGUUAGAAAACAAUUCUGUUUUUAAGGCAGAGAGUUUAGCUGCUUAUCAGGAGAGAUCAGUCUCUUUCCCAAGUGCUGUGCUGGAUUUUCUGGAUGUCAUCAUAGUUUAGAGAAAAUACCUCAUCCUAAACGGUUUUCCAUCAAGUGAUGAAAGAUCAGUUCUGUAGUACCUGUGCUAAAUGAUGCGUUACGGCCCUUUGAGUUUAUAUACUCAUCUUGAGGACUUUUUAGGAGACAUCAAGUUUUGGUUCAUUUCAAAUGACUGAAUUUCAUUGUACUCAUGUGUUACACAGAAAUAAUUUGCCUAUAGCCUUUAAGUAAGUGCUUAAACCAUUUUGCCAUUUGUCCAUGUUUGAGAGAGAACUGAAUCACUUUCCCUGAGGCCAGACUAUUUGGACCUUAGUGAACACUGCCAGGGAAAAUCUGGAUUUGUGUGUGGUUUAUGAAAUAGACCUGUGGAUUAAUUUGACAACCCUGGUCCAGAUUAUUGGUAAAUGCCAAAGAUGUGGAAAUGAUCAACUUUUUAGAGAAUAGAAAUGAAAUACACAAAAGAAAAAAGUGACACAUUCAAUAUGUAGCUAGCGCUAGUUGCUAGAUGUUUUAUGUUUCAAGAUAUUUUACGUUUUAUUUAUUUUUUGUUUUAUUUUUCAUAGACAAACUGUUUUUUUAUUGUCUAGCUGAACUGCAUUGCCGUGCCUCCAUGAUGACUGGGGGAAGUUGAGUUUCCGUUCAAGACCGCCCAGUGUGUUCAGACGCAAUAGAGUGAGAUGUACUGUGACUGUGGACAGUUCGGCAGUGUCUAAACCAAUAAUAAUUACCCACAGGGUUUGAGUUGAAGUUUGGGAAUAAAAGGGAAGUAGUUUUGAUUUGGACCGGGUCAGUUCCUUACCUUACCAAUACUGUUGCAUGUGCUGUCUGCGCCUCCAUAACAGCCAGCAUUCUAAUCACCGUUGUCCCUUUUAAUAAUCCCCAAAUAAAUCUCCUUUAAAUGA